CGCUGCACUUUGACCUUAUCUUUAUAUGUAACAGGAAAGAGCCGUUCUUAGCCCAGAGCGRGGACACCGCGCCUCAGGAGCGGCCGGGCACAGAGCAGCAAUUUCAUCAGACAUGGAUGUACUUUAUGGCAGGAAUAAGGAAGAACACCCCGAGCCCAUAAAAGCUGWGGUGCAGGGUCAGCUGCCCACUUGGUUGCAAGGGAUACUCCUCCGAAAUGGCCCAGGGACACACACAAUAGGGGACAGCAAAUAUAACCACUGGUUUGAUGGCCUGGCUCUGCUGCACAGCUUUACAUUUAAAAAUGGUGAAGUUUAUUACAGAAGUAAAUAUCUGCGAAGUGACACGUACAACUGCAACAUAGAAGCAAACAGGAUUGUGGUGUCUGAGUUUGGGACUAUGGCUUAUCCAGAUCCAUGCAAAAACAUAUUUGCCAAGGCAUUCUCCUAUUUGUCUCACACCAUUCCUGAGUUCACAGACAACUGCCUGAUCAACAUUAUGAAAGCUGGGGAUGAUUUUUAUGCUACCAGCGAGACUAACUUCAUCAGGAAAAUUAAUCCACAGACUCUGGAGACAUUGGACAAGGUUGACUACAACAAAUAUAUAGCUGUAAAUGUGACAACUUCUCACCCACACUAUGACAGUGAUGGAAAUGUUCUCAACAUGGGCACUUCAAUAGUUGAUAAAGGGAGGACAAAAUACCUUCUAUACAAGAUUCCUUCUUCUGUGCCUGAACAAGAAAAGAAGAAAUCUUGUUUCAAGCACCUGGAAGUGGUUUGCUCCAUCCCUUCUCGCUCUCUGCUCCACCCCUGCUACUACCACAGCUUUGGAAUCACAGAGAAUUACAUUAUCUUCAUCGAGCAGCCCUUCAGACUGGAUAUUGUCAAAAUGGCAACUGCUUACAUCCGAGGUGUCAGCUGGGCUUCCUGCCUUGCCUAUAACAAGGAUGAUAAGACUUGGUUUCACUUUAUAGACAGRAAGACCAAAAAAGAAUUGUCCACCAAGUUUUAUACCGAUGCUAUGGUGUUUUUUCACCAUAUAAAUGCUUAUGAAGAGGAUGGCCACAUUGUUUUUGAUCUUAUUGCCUAUACAGACAACAGCUUGUAUGACAUGUUUUAUUUAAAAAACCUGGGUAAAGACUUUGAAGAGAACGUCAAGCUUACCUCCGUACCAGCCUGCAAACGAUUUGUGAUUCCUCUGCAGCAUGACAAGGAUGCUGAAGUGGGUUCUAAUUUAGUCACACUUCCCUGUACUGCAACUGCUGUAAAGGAGAAAGAUGGGAACAUCUAUUGCCAACCUGAAAUYCUGUGUGAAGGGAUAGAACUGCCUCGCAUCAACUAUGACUAUAAUGGCAAAAAAUACAAGUAUGUCUUUGCAACAGAAGUCAAGUGGAGCCCAGUUCCUACAAAGAUUGCGAAAUUUAAUACCCAGACAAAGGAAAUGCUCCACUGGGAACAGGACCACUGCUGGCCCUCCGAGCCCGUUUUUGUUCCCCGCCCAGAUGCAAAAGAAGAAGAUGAUGGCGUUGUUCUGACCUGUGUGGUGAGGAGUGAUCCAAAGGAACCACCUUUCCUUCUUAUCUUGGAUGCUAAAACAUUCACAGAGUUGGGACGAGCCACGGUAGAUGUAGACAUGCAUCUGGACCUGCAUGGGAUGUUUAUACCAGAGCAAGAUGUGAAAACUCAGACUGAGUAAAAUCUAUUUGUUGUAUUGCACAGACUGAGAUAACCUUCUACUGAAUGUGGRCAUAAUAUCUUUCAGGAAUGGCCUUCUCUUAUGAUAAGAAAUGAGUAAUUAUAACCUCUUCAAUAUCUAUAUAUAAUCUCUUAUAAGAGAUAGAAAUGACUUUAUUGCAAAUUAUUGUGAGCACAGCUGGUAUAUUACUAUUCCUAAUGAAGAAUUACCAUUAUGAAAUGCUGAUAUGUUGGAUACAUCUUGUGGGGCAGGGAAUAGGAGACAGAGGUAACAAGAAAUAUUUUAUUUGAGUAGAAUAAAGCUUUCUGAGCAAAUGAAGUAUUGCAUUCAUAGGGUGACGCAUGGCAUGAGUCACAAAUGUCUGCAGGUCAUGUAACUUCCAUAGGCUGUUGCAAGACUGCAGCUGACAAUGAAAGUUGUCUCCUGCCAGAAAAACUCAUGCUAAACUAUUUGCUGUGAUACCAAUAAUUCAUGUCAAUGUAUUCUCUUGGUGCUUGAUUUCCUCAACUCUACUAUAACCAAAGUAUUAUGCUGAGGUGCUACAUUUUUCUUUUCCAGAACCUAAACCCCACCCCCCAGCUCUUCUAAUAAUUUCAUGGUGUAUUUUUUGCUUUUAUGUUGACAAAACCAAGUAACUUUAUUGAAAUAGAGUAGACGGUUAUAUGUAACAUUCAAUUAUACUUUAGUGGCAUUUAAUCUUAAGCACUUUGUAUUUAAAUCAGUUUUCMUUGGGCAGAAUAUCUGCCAUGGCAUUUCAUGUAAUUAGAUGAUUACAUUGUGUAAAAUAUAAGAAUUGUAGUAUUUGAUAUUGCUACUAGUCUCUGUUAAUAGAAGUAUGUGUGUGAAUGAGGGCAGUGCAUUUCCAGAAGCACUCAGACUCAUAUGUAACAAAUAGCUUAGGAACAAAGUGUAAGUCCUAAUUUAGGCCUCAUCUGARCCCCACAGUAGCUGAGACUAGAAGCUGUUAUUGCCAUAACUAAGCAUUGGCUUUAUGUCUGCUUAUGUUCUCACAUGUGUUUGCCAUUGCCUGUACCAGAUGCUUCGUGAUAAAAGUGCACAACUCUCACUCACAGUCACAAAUAAAAAGCACAUUUCAACAUAAAAUUCAAGUGCCAAAUACAGUGUGACUGGUUGUGUCACAGAAAUGACAUUUCUUACCCCUGAGUGUGUUCCUGAUUUGAGGUAUUGAGUUUUCUUUAAGUGAGAGAUUUUUUUGCUUCAAAUUGUAUUUUCUCAUUGUGGAUAUCUUUGCUGCUGGAGGCAUCUUUACUGAUGGAGAAAACCAGAUGCAUAUCCAUCUAUUUCAGGUGUUCAUCUGGUGUGUCUGUAUCAUCACACAACUCAGGWACCUUUCACUUUUACACACAUAUUCCCAGUGUCUGUGCUGCUCACAGUGUUUCACAGGUGGGAAACAGAAUGAAAUUGUUGUGAUCUACUCCCUCCCCACCACAUGAGAACCGAGGCU
This is a messenger RNA of Malurus melanocephalus (red-backed fairy wren), 3158 nucleotides long. It is a transcript of the gene BCO1, whose product is annotated as beta-carotene oxygenase 1. The record is from RefSeq and is a predicted model, not a curated record. Gene Ontology annotation, biological process: carotene catabolic process; retinal metabolic process. Gene Ontology annotation, molecular function: carotenoid dioxygenase activity; beta-carotene 15,15'-dioxygenase activity. The transcript has 11 exons. Lineage: Eukaryota; Metazoa; Chordata; Aves; Passeriformes; Maluridae. Bases 113 to 1693 code for a protein of 526 amino acids.